CAAAACAAUAAUCGCAUCAGCUGUCACAAUAUGAGGGUAGUUAUAAAAUUAGUUUGAAGUAACUUUAAAAUUUUCCGACUCACUUCACAACCUAACUGCACGUGGUUACGAUCAUGGAAAACGUAGACAGCCAGACCGAUAUGAUGUACCCGGUGAUUUUCAUACCGAAAAACUGUACGAAUCUCCAGACGGAGUGCGAAGCGACGGAUAAUGUGUUCAUAGACCUGAAUAUAACGUCUUUGGACACGGAGGGGAACGAGAUGAGCAUCUACAACGGGUUCUGUAACGUCAAACUGGUGGACAGCUACGACGUGAACGUCCAGGAGGUGGAUUCCACCCAGCCGGAUUCCCUGGACAUCUCCUCCGAAAUCCAGAUACCCAACUCGUCGUACAACCAGUCCCAGGUCUGGAUCGACCCGGCCCGAAGCCCCUACGUCUAUAAUAACUACGAGGGAGUAGCCCAGGAACAUAUCCACAACUCGCGAAUCACAGUGGAACAACACAACACGUAUAUUACUCAAAACGUGUAUAAUUAUACCGAAAUCAACGAUUAUAGCGAUCAAUUCGAGCACAAGAAGUUUAGGAAGGUGCAGGAAUUGAACCAAAUAGAUUUAUAUAAGGACGAUGAGAUAGAAUGUGAGCAGCUGGAAUGUACGGAGAUAGUCGAAGAAGAAAUCGAGGAUCCUGUUAAAGACAAUGACGCUCUCAAGCAGCUCAUGUCGACAGAAAUUCAGCCAGUUUCGAAGCAGCAGAAGACCAUUUUGUACGUCGGGGACGAUUCCCAGUAUGGACAGACAAUACAGAACAUUGCUAUCAACGACCCGAAUGUAGAAUGCGUAGGUAACGUUGAAGACGGAGAGUAUGUCUUAGAUGAGAACAAUGAAAGCACCAAAAAGAAAUAUCAAUGCGAUAAAUGCAAGCAAAUAUUCUACAACCUAAUAACUUUUAAACGUCACGUAGUCAGCAGUCACAGCCAUAAACUACCAGUUAUUGAGACAGACACGACGACUGAAGUCAAAUUCACUUGCUCCGAAUGUGGUAAAAAUUUCAAAAGCCAGGAGAAAUUCGAAUUACACUGUGUAGCCCACGGUGACCCGGACUUGGAAUGUGACAAGUGCAAAAAAGUUUUCGCAUCGAAGUUCACCCUUCGUACCCACCUCAAAAUCCAUAAUAGAAAAUAUUCCUGCACUCAUUGUCCGAAAACGUACACCAGCGAUGAUGAUUUGAAAAAUCACAUGGCGAAAAUUCAUUUCGUAUUCGCAUGCAACCAGUGCGAGUUCACGUCGAAUAGUUAUUCAUCUUUGGACCUACAUAAAGACAUUCAUAAGGUGAACAAAGUUAUGAGCGAUACGGAGUCAGCGGUGUCCGUCGAUUCAUCCAGUAACCAUUCCAUAGUGCUCGAUGAGGACGAGGAUAUGGAGGAGUUCCUCACCAGAGACCAGCAGAUCGAGGAAGCGGAGUCGGUGAUAGCUAAGGUCAUAAGCAAUGAGAUCUUCCUCUUACACGCGAAAAAGGCAAGGAAGCAUCGUAAGUUUAACAAGAAAUGUGAAGUAUGUCAAAAGACCUUCGACCGUGUUGGUGAUCUCAAGAGGCAUCUCAUAGAGCAUGUGAUAAGAAGCACGCUGGCCAAAACGCCGAUCAGUAAGAAUGGAACUCUCACGAUAUUAUGCGAGGUAUGCCAGAAGGAAACCUUUACAAAGAUAGAUAAAUACAAAGCUCAUCUAAGGGAGCACGCGAAAUUAACGAUCUACAAGUGUACCUUCUGCGAUAAGUCCUUCAGUGACUCUAGCAACUUCUCGAAGCACAAGAAGAUUCACGGCGCAACAUUCUUCCAAUGCGAUCUCUGCCAACGUAAGUUUAACUCCAAGAGGAUGAUCACCCAGCAUCUCGAGUAUCAUAGGAACCACGAUCCGUUACCGUGCUUCUACUGCAACAAGACUUUUCACUUCAAGUCGAUGCUAAAUAAGCACAUCAAAUUCGCUCAUAUGCAGGAAACUUCGAAGUUCCGCUGCCGCUUCUGUCAUGAAUAUUUCCGAAGUUUGAAGGAGAAAUGGGAUCACGAGUGGACAAUUCAUAACGUUAGGAAAAUCAUCGUGGACUGUCUGAUCUGCGGGGCCAAGUUCAGGAAGUAUUUGGAGUUAAAACGACAUUGUCACGAUGUACAUGAACUGGAAAUACCUUUGGCAAAAAGUAUAAUGGGCAACGCAUAUGUCGCCACAAGGGACUAGAUAAAAAUUCAUAGCUGGUCUAUGA
Molecule: messenger RNA, 2253 nt
Organism: Aricia agestis (brown argus)
Lineage: Eukaryota; Metazoa; Arthropoda; Insecta; Lepidoptera; Lycaenidae
Product: zinc finger protein 845-like
Exons: 4
Coding region: 114-2228 (704 amino acids)
Source: RefSeq, a predicted model, not a curated record